Molecule: messenger RNA, 1366 nt
Organism: Homalodisca vitripennis (glassy-winged sharpshooter)
Lineage: Eukaryota; Metazoa; Arthropoda; Insecta; Hemiptera; Cicadellidae
Exons: 2
Coding region: 76-441 (121 amino acids)
Source: RefSeq, a predicted model, not a curated record
ACUCCAGGUCAGCAGGGCGUUGAUAAGGCGGCUAUAAUUUUAUCUCUGGCCAUGUCUAGUUAGUACUCAGUCAACAUGGACGUUGUUCUCCGCUGUCUUGGGUUGGUACUCACGACACUUGUAGCGUUCACUGUCGGCUCUGCUACCACUGCAACAACCUCUACAUCACAAGAGACACAAUGUUGCAAGAUUAACUCCGACUGCCCCCAGACGAGGAGGUGUUUGGACGAAAAAUGUUCAGAUCCUUGUCCGGGGAAAUGUGGAAAAAAUACGAUAUGUGAAGUGGUACAUCAUCAGCCGUUCUGUCUCUGCAAGGAUGGCUACACGGGGUGUCCUUACACAGGGUGUCAUCCUUCUGGUAACAUUAUAUCUGUUACUCAGCAAUAUAGUGUACAAACGCUGAAGUACGAACAAACAUGUCUGUACAUUCCCCGUAUAUGAGGAGGCUGUUUGAAACGUUUGUACACUAUAUUGCUGAGUAACAGAUAUAAUGUUACCAGAAGGAUGACACCCUGUGUAAGGACACCCCGUGUAGCCAUCCUUGCAGAGACAGAACGGCUGAUGAUGUACCACUUCACAUAUCGUAUUUUUUCCACAUUUCCCCGGACAAGGAUCUGAACAUUUUUCGUCCAAACACCUCCUCGUCUGGGGGCAGUCGGAGUUAAUCUUGCAACAUUGUGUCUCUGUAAAGAAAAUGUGUUUAAAAUAUUGCUUCGCCCUUCUUUAACAGAAUAACGUUAAUUCUAAUUAACUUACUUUACAAUUAGCGAUUCAAACGUUGAAAAUGAAAACACUUAACGUUUAGCAUCUAUCAAACUUUAUUUUCUACAUUUUACAUAUUAUUAUUGCUAAUGAAAAUUCCUUUUUAUCUGUAUCUGUCCUCCAUGUUUAACCGAAGCUGAAACCUCAAAUUUGAGAUAAAUACCAUUUCUUAUACAAGAUCCUCCAAAUGUACUUAUAUAGUUGUAUAACCAAAGUUACACAAUUGUUAUAUUUAUUACUUUGUGUAUGUGAAAACUGCUCGCUUGUGUGAAAGAAUACAAAAGUCAAUUUUUAAACUAAACAAUAUCACACAUCAUAUAGUAGUUAUUGUUCUAUUAACAACCGACUAUAAUAGUUCAAAUAAUUGGAUUAAUAUUAGUUGAUAGACAUUCGAUUAGGAUUGAAUCAGCCAAAAAUAAAACCACUUCCGUAUUCGACCAUUAAUUCGACCAGCUUAUAAAACUAUAAUAAUACUAAUUACCGUUUCAUAUAUAGUAAUCUACUUAAUAAUAAAGUAACUACAAAUAGAUAAUCAAUAAAGGCAGUUAUUACAAGAUUUAAAACAAUUUAUUACAUUAAAUUAAUAAAUAUUAAUCAUUAAAUA